UUUUGCCAUUUCACGUUCAGCUGGCAGCGAAAUCGAAAGUGAUUGCUCCGUGAGCUCUGCCAAGAUCGCAAUACCCUCCAAAAAUUAAACAUUUGACUCUCAACAGUGCUAAUUUAAUAAAAUAAAUAACUGCAGCUGCAACAACAAAAACAAAUCGAAAUAAAACCAACAACAGCUUAAACAAAAUGCUGCUCAAAAUUUGCCUGUUGAGCUGCCUCGCCGUCCUGGUGGCCGCCGAGGAACUGUCGCCCGUGGCCGCCGCGUCCGACAUUAAGCCAGUGGUGGAGGAGCAGCAGGAGAGUUUCGAGACUGCGCACAAGGUGCCCGAGGCGAGUCUGUUGAGCGACGAGGGAUUCCACACAGCGCAUCGCAUUAGCAUACGCGCCGCCGGGAAUGGCGACGACUACUCGAUGAAUUUGCUGGCGACCAAAGAGCGACCGGAGCUCAAUCCGGUGCUCAGUGCGCUCAUCAACGAGGAUGUGAUGAAGAGCAUUGAGGCCAAGCGCGCCAUCGAAGAGGAAGAACUUGCGGAGGUGCGACGCGAAAUUGAGCAGGCCGAACGUGCAGUCGCCGAGGCGAAAGCUGCAGCCCUGGGCGGAGUUACUGAGACACCUCUGAUGAUGCAGCUGACGACACAAGCGCCGGCGGCAACGAAGAAAAUCGAUAACCUCGACGAUGAUAUGCUCAUGGAUCCGCAUGAGGAGUUUGUCAAUCAGAAUAUCGCGCUGGUCGGUGCGGGCAGCGAGAAGAAGUCGCGCAUUGAGAUCAAAAAGGGACCCAAUGGCCAGGACUACGAAUACGAGUAUGUCUACUACUACGAGGAGGACGAUGAGGCUGGCGGCGAUAGCAAAGCCAAGGCGGCCAUAGCAGCGCCCGCAGCAGUGGAAGCACCCGAGACACCCGAAAUGCGCGGCAAGACGCGCUAUUCCAACAUCGAGCGCAGCACCGUGGCCACGCCCAGCGAGAACAGUUUGCAUAGCGGCAAGGCGAAGGGACGUGCUGCAUCCAGCUCCAGCUCCGAUAGCUCCGCCGAUGACAACAUUGAAGCCGAACGUCUGCCAGUCAAUACGCGUUUCCCCAGUCGCGGCAAGAACAUCGAGGUGCCACCCACACCCGCAUUGGAUUCACUCGAGAAUGCUGCCGAACAGCGCAAGAAGAUCAGUGUGAAGCGUCCCAGCCUGGAGCUGGUCGACAGUCAGACUUUCAAUACGGAGGAGAAGCAGCUCAAGGCGGCGCGCAAUGGUGAAAAGGAUUUGAAGCCGGUUAUCGCAGUGGAGCAGGAGGCAGCAGCUGCUGCUGCUGCUGCCGCCGCUGAAGCAAAGCGCAAGGAGCAAGCCGAACUGGAAAGCACCGCCAAGUUGGAAGAGGAAACGGAACAGACGACACCCUCAAUGGAAAAGGCUGCCCUCGAUCUCUAUGCCAUCCUCACCAAUGAGAAUUUAAAUAAUGAGCAAACCACAUUGUCGGAUGCUGAUGCCGCCGCUGGAACCACCAUGUCACCCGAUACCGCCAGCACCGAUGCCGAUGGCAAUCUGACCACCAUGACCGACGAAGUCGCUCCCAGCAGCACUACCAGCACCACCACUACCACUAGCACCACCACUACGACUACUACUACGACCACGGCGGCUCCCAGCACCACCACAGCAGCGACUUCGCUCUUUGGCGGUCGUCGCUCCGGAUUGAAUAGCCUGGCUGGACGCAAUCGCUUCAAGCUGCGUGAUGGCGCCAGCACCACCACCACCACAGAAUCCGCACCCACAGAAACCACCAAGACCGGACGCAAUCGCUUUUCACGUCCUUCCAUUGGAGGUCGCGCUCGUCCUGGCGCUCGCACCACUGCCGCACCUGAGCCUGCCGCUGAUGCCGCUGUGGAGGAGGAAGUUGCCCCCGCCAAAGAAGUGAAACCUGUUAGCUCGGGCUUUGCACGUGGCAGACCCCGCAAUCGUUUCAAUCUGCGCGGCACCAGCACCACCACUGAGAAGUCCGCUGCCGCUGGCGGCGAAGAGAGCAGCGAUGGCGCCAGCGCCGCCGAUGCCACGCCCAGCACCACAGCACGCAGCACACUGCGCAAUCGUCCAGCAUUGAAUCUGCGCGGACGCAGUCGCAUCACCACCACCAAGGCACCCGCUGCCGCUGAAGGCGCCAGCAGCGCCGAUGAAGCAGCCAAGCAGCCCGCAGCAGAAUCUGGAGCGGCAGCAGCAGCAGCUGGAGCAGCAGAGCCAGCGGCGGCAGUGCGUCCAUCACGCUUCAAUUUGCAUCGCGCCGGCGGCAACCGUUUGCUGCCGCGUGGCAAGCUGGGACGCUCCGGCGCCAGCACUGAGGCGCCCAAGGCGGCCGAGGCUGAGGAUUCGGCAGCGGACAGCAGCCAUCAUAGUGAUGUGAAGAAUGCGGAGGGCGCGGCGGCGGAGAAGACUGAGGAGAAGACUGAGGAAGGCGAUGCAGCCGGUGCGGUGGCCAGCCAUGCGGCUGGACCCGUUUCCAGCUUGAAUCGCCUCAAGAACAGACCGCGCCUCAAUGCGCUGCACAAGACUGACGCGGCCGCCAAGACAAAGGCUGCCCACAACAAUAACAACAAUGCCUCACCCUCAGCAGUGGCGACGGCGCCACGCAAAAUUAAUCCGCUGCUCGCCAAGCGGCGUUUGCAACUAGGCGGCGCUGCUGCUACCUCAACCACAGAAUCGCCCGCUGAGGAUACAUCGGAUUCGUCCAGCGAACAGCCAGCCAAGGAGGAAGCGGCGGCAGGCAGCGAGUCUGGUGAUAGCCCAGCCAAGGAGCAGGAGACUACGGAGGCGGCUGAGGCCACCACCAAGCCACAGGCUCGUGGUCUGGGACUGCUCGGCCAGCGUCGUCGUCUGCCGCUGAGAAAACCUGGCACUCUCCAGGUUAGCAGCAGUCGCUAAGCAGUUGGAAGAUGUCGAAGACGUAAGAAGGGGAAGAGUAUGAAGAAGAAGAAGAAGAAGAAGCAGAGGCAACAGCACUACUCCUACUCCAAACUUCUCUUAACACUAAACAACUUGCAAUCUUCACCAAUAUGUAAAGCAAACACACCUAGCCAUACCUUUUAUAUUGAUUUCUCUCUAGGUACAGUUGCCGCCCCAACUGCACAGCUGUUGAUAAAUUUACUUUCUUUCAGUCACUAUCGUAACGUUCCUUGCCUGUUUUCCAACACUAGAUACACUAUACUUCCAGCCAGCGUUGCCAACACUAAUGUGCAGCAGCUAAAUUUAUAUUUUAGUUAGUUACAGUCUUGUGUUCAAUUUUAAUUUGCUUACCGAUUUAUCGAUAAAUCGAAACUUUAACUGUAUUUGCCUUAAGCAGCAGCAGCAGCAGCGUCUCUUGUCUAUUGUCUGUUCUUUACUUAAACAAAAAAAGAAAAAAAUGCAAUUAGCUUUUUACACAAUACAAUAAUUAAAAUAUUGAAUUAUUAUAUUUAAGUCACUUUUUGCGCAAAAGUCACCAAAACAAAAAACAUAAAAAAUAUUAAAAAAAAAUAUUAAAAACUUGAAACUAAACAACAAACGCAGCCACUUGUAGUACGUUAAGUGAAAAAGAAGAAGAAGAAAACAAACAAGAAAUUCUGAGAGCUCAAACUCAAUGCGGGCUCAAAACUCAAAUCAGCACUUGGCCAACAUCUUGACAUGUGUGUAUUAUACACAACAUAUAUAAAUGAUAUAUACAUAUAUAUCGGAUAUACAUAACUAUAUAUAUAUGAUAA
Drosophila busckii is the source of this 3718-nucleotide messenger RNA. RefSeq names its product pneumococcal serine-rich repeat protein. The coding region runs from base 186 to 2903 and encodes 905 amino acids. The transcript has 6 exons. The record is from RefSeq and is a predicted model, not a curated record. Lineage: Eukaryota; Metazoa; Arthropoda; Insecta; Diptera; Drosophilidae.